UGAAAGCCACUGCUUCACAUAAUAAUUCUGCUCAGUUAAGGCUGUAAGAAGUGAAGUUCCUUUCAGAGUCAUAUAGACUUAUAAGGGCCAAUUUCCCCAGUUUCCCUGGCGGAUAAAUUCCCCACCAGGAUGGGACGCCAGUCCCUCACAGGAUUAACUCAUUUUUGCCAGCAGAGUAGAUUGGAGCAAUGGGAAAUGGGAAAUGAAGGGUUGUGCUCGAGAACACAACACAUUGCCCAGUCCAGGAAUCGAAACCACAAUCUUACGAUCAUGAGUCCAACACCCUCACCACUGAGCCACACAAAUUAAGGCUGACCUUGGACUAAACAGCAACAUCAGCAGCAGCAGCAGCAGUAAAUUGAACAACAGUGUAAUAUCAUGUGAUUUGAGUGGAUUUAUAUUGAAAGAAAAUAAACGAGAAGUUCCCUUGACAUGAUGUUGGCCACUCUAGGGAUGUUGUAUUCACGUGAAACUCCUGUCUCCCAUUCUAUGAAGAAUUCUUCAAAGAAACAAAAAACCAUGUCUUCAAAGGCAGAUAUCCUAAAGUCACAAGUUGACUGGAACUAUUCUCAUAGAGCAACAGAGAUGAUGGGAGACUGGCCAGCCAUGACUCUCACCCAGAACACUCCACUCCAAUACAGAUACAACAUACGACCGGAUGUUAGUGUCAGCUUAAACUCCACUCAAUUGUCAUCAAGUUUCAGUGACACUCAUCAAAUAUUUUCUACCAGCAACAACAAGAUCAACAACAACAACACCGUCAACAACGACAUCAACAAUGACAACAGCAAUAACAAGAACGACGCUGAUGACCCUCCAUACUCAAAACUUUGUGCAAGCCCAUGCCCGUAUCCGAUUUCGGCGUCCAAGUUUGUUUCUAUUCAUUGCCCAUCAUCCGUAGUAGCAGUACCAUCACAUCCUCCACCACUACCACCACCACCACGGCCAAUGCUAGCGCCUCUACUGCAGCCUGUAACGAUGCAUCCACUGCUACUGCCACUACCACUGCGAGUGGCGCUGCCGCAUCCACCGCUACCGCUGCCGUCAUCGCUACCACUAACGUUCUACUGAUACCAGUAAGAGAGAAGAGGAAGGGGAGUGAAAAGAGGGAUAGUGAGAGAGAGAGAGAGAGAGAAAGGGAGAGAGUGGGUCA
This is a messenger RNA of Octopus sinensis (East Asian common octopus), 1153 nucleotides long. RefSeq names its product probable serine/threonine-protein kinase DDB_G0291918. The coding region runs from base 433 to 1071 and encodes 212 amino acids. The transcript has 3 exons. Lineage: Eukaryota; Metazoa; Mollusca; Cephalopoda; Octopoda; Octopodidae. The record is from RefSeq and is a predicted model, not a curated record.